Hyla sarda is the source of this 1424-nucleotide messenger RNA. Its product is annotated as gastrula zinc finger protein XlCGF17.1-like. The record is from RefSeq and is a predicted model, not a curated record. The transcript has 2 exons. NCBI's taxonomy places the organism in Eukaryota, Metazoa, Chordata, Amphibia, Anura, Hylidae. Gene Ontology annotation, molecular function: DNA-binding transcription factor activity, RNA polymerase II-specific; RNA polymerase II cis-regulatory region sequence-specific DNA binding. Gene Ontology annotation, biological process: regulation of transcription by RNA polymerase II. The coding region runs from base 1 to 1002 and encodes 333 amino acids. Gene Ontology annotation, cellular component: nucleus.
AUGAGUCACAGAUUCUGCUCGGUCACCAGCUGCAGUAAUCACAGAAAAUAUAAUGCUCAUAUAUGUUACUCACUAGGUCAUCCAGAUGCUAUACAGCAAAAUAAAGGUCAUAGAAGGAAUGAUGGACAUCAAAAAGCUAUUACAGGGGAAAAGCCAUUGUCAUGUUUAGAGUGUGGGAAAUGUUUUACUUAUAAAUCAAAACUUGUUAGACAUCAAGGAACUCACAGAGGAGAAAAGCCAUUUUCAUGUUCAGAAUGUGGAAAAUGGUUUACUGAGAAAUCAAGUCUUCUUCUACAUCAAAGAACUCACACAGGAGAGAAGCUAUUUUCAUGCUCAGAAUGUAGAAAAUGUUUUACUCAGCAAUCACAUCUUGUUGCACAUCAAAGAACUCACACAGGGGAGAAGCCAUUUUUAUGUUCAGAAUGUGGAAAAUGUUUUACUAAUAAAUCGCAACUUGUUAAUCAUCAAAGAACUCACACAGGAGAGAAGCCAUUUUCAUGUGCAGAGUGUGGGAAAUCUUUUACUGACAAAUCAAGUCUUGUUAAUCAUCAAAGAACUCACACAGGGGAGAAGCCAUUUUCAUGUGCAGAGUGUGGAAAAUGUUUUACUUAUAAAUCAGAACUUGUUAGACAUCAAAGAACUCACACAGGAGAGAAGCCAUUUUCAUGUUCAGAAUGUGGAAAAUGUUUUACUCAGCAAUCACAACUUGUUAAACAUCAAAUAACUCACACAGGAGAGAAGCCAUUUUCAUGUUCAGAAUGUAGAAAAUGUUUUACUCAGAAAUCACAUCUUGUUAAACAUCAAAGAACUCACACAGGGGAGAAGCCAUUUUCAUGUGCAGAGUGUGGGAAAUGUUUUACUGAGAAAUCAAGUCUUGUUAACCAUAAACUAACUCACACAGGGGAGAAACCAUAUUCAUGUUCAGAAUGUGGGAAAUGUUUUUCUCGAAAAUCAAGACUUGUUAAACAUGAAAAAACUCACACAGAGGAGAAGCCAUUUUAAUGUGCAGAGUGUGGGAUAUGUUUUACUGUGAAAUCUGAUCUUCUUAAACAUGAAGAACUCACACAGGUGAGAAGGCAUUUUCAUGUGCAGAAUGUAGGAAAUGUUUUACUGAGAAAUCAAGUCUUUGUAAACAAACUCACACAGGGGUAAAACCCUAUUCAUGUUCAGAAUGUGGGAAAUGUUUUUCUCACAAAUCAAGUUUUAAACAUGAAAGAACUGUUCAAGACCUUGAGCCCCAAUGUAUUUCUAUUUAUUUAUUCAUUUAUUUUGUCACCUUGGGUAUAGGUGUCUUAAUUGGGCAGCCCAGGUCACAUGGUCGCUUGAGUGACAAGAGCCUCUCCAAAUCUGUUUUGUAAUAUUUAUAUUAAAAAUUUAAUGGAAAAAAAAAGUUUUUAUGUGUUGUAAAGUAAGCUAUUUCUAAC